GCAAGUGCGGAGGAUCCUGAUCCGGGGGGCCUAGGUAUACGGACACCAGCUUACACACGGGGGACUGCGAGCUGACAGAAGCUGCCUUCUACGGGGCUUGGAGCGACUAACUUCCCAGUGGGGAGCGCAAGGGUCCAGAUGGUUGGGCUUCGAGCGGCAUCAUCUCAACUCACCACCUAUGGCGGCGAGCCCUCGAAGUCGUCCAACAGACAAAAUGACGUUGAGUUGGAGCUGACAACCGCCAGCAACCACAGCACCUUUAGCAGCAGCAGCAGCGGUGGAGGUAGCAGCAGCAGCAGCAGCAGCAGCAGCUCCCUUCCUGGAGGCGUAUCUACAUUGAAGGUUAUGCGGGGGUCUUCUUUCCGCAAGGCCACUCCCCCGGCCACUCCGCCGCUAAGCGUCGCUUCGUCCCACGGCAUCGGCGGCGAAUGCAGCUGCCACAGCAGUAGAAAACGUCCGACAAGAAAGACUCUAGGAGGACCUAUUAGCGGCUGCGUGGGUGGCGUCAUCAACGACAACAACGACUGCGGCGGCGUCGACUACCGGUACGGGGGGUCAUCGCCGCCGCCUCCGCGACCGACACCCCCGACGCCGUCGCAACACGGCCACCGUCAUGCUCGGACCUGUUCCUGCCGCUACGCCGAGAGCGACUCCGAGUGCGAUGACGACAGCAUUGGUGGCAAUGGAAACAAGCUGGGGCCGCCGACUGGUAAGACGCCGGCAAUCAAGAGGCCACGACGCCGUCGUGUCCGCUGCUGCCUCGGCAGCCGGUGCUUGUUGGUCGCCUGCCUCUGCCUGGUCGUGGCGUGGGGAAGCUUCAAGAUCGCCUGGUAUUUCCAGUGGCAGGCGUGGUGCGUGGAGGGGUGCUAUGACGCGGAGGCGGCGAAGACGGGCUCUCAGGGGCCGGAACAGGUGCACCUCGCGUACGGCGGGGUCGACGCAGAGGGGAACCCAACGGGGGUGACGGUGGUGUGGACCACUGCGGCGGGCGAAGCCCCUCCUGUGGUGGAGUACGGGCUGAGCAGGGACGAGCUUAACCUGACGGCGCACGGCAGCUCCGUCCGCUACCUGGACACGGUCCACCACAGGGCACCCCUCGAAGACCUCGCUCCGGGCACCCGGUUCUUCUACCGCUGCGGCAACCCGUCUUCUCCGGCGGCGGCGGCGGCGGCAACGACAGGUGGCGGUGCCGGAGGGGGUGGCGGCGGCGGCGAAGGUGCCCCUGAGGGCCGCCCUCCAACGCUAGACUUGUCCGUUGGCGGCGCCGGCGGGGGGUUGUAUUCAGGGCCAACUUUGGGUUCGGACGGUUCUGUCUCGUCUGAGAUUGGCUCCACGUCGGCGGAGGCGGCGGAAGCUACGGUGGGAACGGUGGGAGUGCGGGGUGGUGGUGACAGCGGGGGCGACGGGGUGGUGACGGCGGCUGUGGUUACGGAAGGCGGAAAGUGGUCCGGAGUUUCGUCCUUCGUGACGGCACCGGAACCUGAAAGGUGGGAAGGGGACGGCCCGUGGGACCGGCCCGUGUCCGUGGCGGUUGUCGGCGACCUGGGUCUGGUGAACGGCGGCGCCACGUUCGACCGCCUGCACCGGCUUGUGGAGGACGGCGAGGUCGAUUUUGUUCUGCACCUGGGCGACAUCGGAUACGCUGACGAUGCCUUUUUGGAGCGGCCUUGGUCAUUUGGCUACGAAGACAAGUGGGAUGCUUUCAUGAGAAGGGCUUCCCACGAGUUUGCCGCCAAGGUCCCUUACAUGGUCGUGCCAGGGAACCACGAGGCUGAGUGCCACAGCCCGGCGUGCCUCUCCUCUCCGCGGAGACUCAACGCGCUGAGCAACUUCGCCGCCUUCAACGCGCGCUUCCGGAUGCCGUCCAUAGAGAGCGGCGCGGAUCACGGGGUGUCCAUGUGGUACUCGUUCAACGUCGGCCCCGUCCACUUCGUAGUCGUGGACACGGAAACGGACUUCGAGGGAGCGGGAGGGGACCACCUGCACUGGGUGGGGUUCGAGCACGGGAACGGGGGGUUCGGGGACCAGGCCGCUUGGCUGGAGCAGGACCUCGCUGCAGCGCACCAGGAACGCGACGUCCGGCCUUGGAUCGUCGUUGCGGGCCACCGUCCGAUGUACUCCACGGAGAAGUCCGACAGCGAAGGCCUGACUUCUUUCGGCCAUUCCAACCGAAUACGAAAGGCGUUCGAGCCCAUUUUCGAGAAGAACAAGGUCGACAUGUACCUCAGCGGGCACGUGCACGCCUUCGAGCGGUCGUUACCGGUUCUCGACAAUGUGCCGUACCCCAACGACGUUAGCGGUAGUGGCAUGAACGGCGGCGGCGAUGGUGUCGGAGCCUCUCCGCAGUCUUUGCGCACUUCGUCCUCUUCGAGCAGGAUGGUGUACGAGAGCCCCGUUGCGCCGGUACACAUCGUCAACGGAGCGGGCGGCUGCAUAGAGGGGUUCACGAAACCGGAACCGGUGUACCCGGCGUCCUUCCCGCCGUGGCGCGCCGUGGCGAUGAGCAUGGUGCCAGGCGUCGGCAUCCUCACGUUCUCCAGCAAGGCGGAGAUGCGAUCGACGUUUGUGACGAGCGAUAGCCCGGCAGAGGUCCUCGACGAGCUCACGAUUCGGCAUCAACGUCCACCGCUCCGUUAGUUGAAGCCGAAAAAGUUGCUUUUGGUGUUGCGUGUGUGAGCGAGGCGGAGAUUACCCCCCGGCCAAUGAGUGUGGUGUAAGUAAAGGACGUUGCGGUAAUUUCCUUGUGUGUUUGGUUGGGCCAGGAAGGGGAAGGAAGACGAGAAAUAUGAAUUCGCCAUCCGGGCCCCCAGAAAGAUCCCGCCCGGAGGACCCGCGUUGGCACCGUUAAACGCGGCGGACGGUUGCGGCAGAGCUCGAGCUAGCGGGCGCUUGUUGUUGUCUUAAUAUCGUGUUCAGGACCCCGACAAAAACCAGCCCGUGAGGUUUUUGUAAGUGUUUGAUGAUGUGUGGUGCGAAUUGUACAGGUAGUCUGGCGCUCGUAGGAUGUGUUGCUAACCAACAACCGCUCCUCGUCUUCAUUUUGUUGACCUUGGUCUUUGUCUCGGCAAAGGUCGUUGUGUCGUUGUAGGGCGACCUGCCGUCCAAAAUCCCUCGCCAUUGUUUUCUCGCCGCUUGCAUGUCCUGGACGUUUCAAGGUGGUUCAUGUCGAGGGUUUAUUGUCCUCAGUUGACCGUCGCUUCCGCAAUCACGAACAUAAUGUUUACGUUGAUGGCCCGCGGCUAGGCUCGGUGGGUCGCCUCAGAAGAACAUUGUUGCUGCCUGUGGUUUGUUUGUUGUUGCUGGCUGCAUGGUUUGUUCAUUGUUGUGGUCUGCGUGGUUUGUUUAUUGUUGCUGUCUGCAUGGUUCAUCGUUUUUUUCUGCGUGGUUUGUUUUCGGCUGCGAAGCACAGCAGCAAGGGCCUCUGCUGACGAUCGUUUCUCAAUUCAUGAAAGACGACUGUCUCCGACGCACGGCAGCAC
Molecule: messenger RNA, 3479 nt
Organism: Ectocarpus sp. CCAP 1310/34
Lineage: Eukaryota; Phaeophyceae; Ectocarpales; Ectocarpaceae
Source: the annotation of a GenBank genome assembly